UGUCGUCGAGGCCCUAACCGCAGUUGUGUGACCGCGUUCGGCGGGCGAGCACGGAAAAUAAGACAGAGGGACAGCAGUGAGUCGGAAUACCUACGAAAGCCGCUGGAUUUGUGCAGUGCCUCGAAUAGUUAUAGUUCGUAAAUUAGUCGCGACUGGUAACUGGUGACAGUGCCCCGAUAGCCAGAUAAGGCAAGAGUUCCGCGAAAGUGACUCCGAGGCAAAGUGAAACCAUGAGGAGGUGUCGCAACACCCCGACUGCAAUUGUCAUUGCCCCGAUCUUGAUUUGUGCUUCGUUGGUUUUGGGCCAAGAUUUUGGCUAUCGAGGAAGUCAUGGUCCUGAGCACUGGGGCGAGGACUAUGCCCGUUGCAGUGGGAAGCACCAGAGUCCCAUAAACAUCGACUUGGUUAAUGCCGUAGAGAAGAGGUUUCCCAGUCUGGAGUUCUUUAACUUCAAAGUGGUGCCCGAGGCUUUUCAGAUGUCGAACAAUGGACACACGGUGCUGGUGAAGAUGAGUUUCGACGAGGACAAGGUGCCAACUGUGAGGGGAGGUCCUUUGGCGGAGAAAACUCCUUUGGGCUACCAGUUCGAGCAGUUCCACUUUCACUGGGGCGAGAACGAUACGAUAGGCAGCGAGGAUCUGAUCAAUAACCGUGCCUAUCCCGCCGAACUGCAUGUGGUACUUCGCAAUCUGGAAUAUCCCGACUUUGCUAGCGCUCUGGAUAAGGAUCACGGCAUCGCAGUGAUGGCCUUCUUUUUUCAGGUUGGCGUCAAUACAACUGGGGGCUAUGAGGGCUUCACGAAUUUGCUAGCCGAGAUUGAUCGCAAAGGCAAAACCGUCAACAUGACCAACCCGCUUCCCCUGGGAGAAUAUAUUUCGAAGCAUUUGGAAAGCUACUUCAGCUACACGGGUUCUCUAACCACUCCACCUUGCAGUGAGGAGGUUACCUGGAUCGAUUUUACAGUCCCCAUUGACAUUACGGAGAAGCAGCUAAAUGCCUUCCGCCUGCUGACCGCCAACGAUGAUCAUCUGAAGAACAAUUUCCGACCCAUCCAGCCACUAAACGAUCGUACCCUGUACAAGAACUAUAUAGAGGUGCCGUUGCACAAUUUGGGAUCGAUUCCGUUUACUGAUGCGGAAAACGCGGCUGGAAAGUGGAGGCCCCAAUCGAUGGCAGUCCUGCUCCCCGUUUUUGUCCUCGUGGCCCUGUUGAGGACCUCUUUUUUCAGUGGUUUUUAAUUUGAGCUCUGCGGCGGGGAAUCGAAGGUUAAAUCGUUAAAUGCCUAGCAUGCGCUUAGGCGUCCAAUUAAGCGCCGUAAUUUACAUUUUCCGUUCUUGUUCGCCCUCGCUGUUUGUUUUUCAAACACGAGUCCUGGUAAUUUCCCCAGCACGGACUAUCCUGCCGGCAGGACAUCCAUAUAACUAAGGCUGGGCGGACGGCGAAAUUAUUAAACCCGAAUGGGCGUAGCUUCGGCUGUCACGAUACCCUUACUCAUCAAUUAUGCAGCACCUCGCACUGAAAUUGUCCGCCGCAUCGCAUCCGUCCAAAGAGGCCUGUUGUCAGUGCGGGGGAAACCGAAACCCACUUGGCAAUGCACAUUGUGAUUUUAAAUGCUUGGCACAAGCAUUAUUCGUGUACCUUAGAUUUAAGACUUGUAAACAUUUUUAUGUAAUUAAAUGUAUCUUUUAAAUUA
This is a messenger RNA of Drosophila takahashii, 1693 nucleotides long. RefSeq names its product carbonic anhydrase 1-like. Gene Ontology annotation, biological process: one-carbon metabolic process. The record is from RefSeq and is a predicted model, not a curated record. Lineage: Eukaryota; Metazoa; Arthropoda; Insecta; Diptera; Drosophilidae. Gene Ontology annotation, molecular function: carbonate dehydratase activity; zinc ion binding. Gene Ontology annotation, cellular component: plasma membrane.